Molecule: messenger RNA, 11734 nt
Organism: Ostrea edulis (European flat oyster)
Lineage: Eukaryota; Metazoa; Mollusca; Bivalvia; Ostreida; Ostreidae
Product: trace amine-associated receptor 1-like
Exons: 2
Coding region: 8961-10064 (367 amino acids)
Biological process (GO): G protein-coupled receptor signaling pathway
Cellular component (GO): plasma membrane
Molecular function (GO): G protein-coupled receptor activity
Source: RefSeq, a predicted model, not a curated record
UCCCUAAUUUGCUAUGUCUUGCUUCAAUCAAAUUGGGGUUAUAGAUAGUUUGUUUGCUUGAGUUAGUGGCAAAGAAAUGAAUUUUUCAUACAAUUUAUCGGGAUGCUAAAUACUAGUAUACAUUUAGACUGUUCUGAAUAAUCACUGUUCUGCCUGCAAAAAUAUAUCGAUUAGGUUGUUUGUUUUACGUCCCAACAAGAUUAUUUCACUCAUAGAGACGUCACCAGCAGAAAUUUACAGCAUUUGAAUUAGUUUUAAAUAUCUACUGUCUGUAUAUAAAUCAUGUCUAUGAGUAUGAAUAUUGACAAUACAUUAAAUGAAACAGAGACAGUAAAAUUGUGCAGAUUUAUAGCUUUUUGAUUACACAAUCCUUCCACCACAAAAUGAAGUCCUUAUCAAAUUCGUUGUAAAGUUGAAUGGAAUGGGGAAAAAAAUAAAAUAUACAUGUACAUAUAUCUGUACUAAUGAAAAAGGUAUUGGACUACAGCAUGUACAGUACUUAUUAUAGUACACGGUUGUGCACUAAUACAGAGGAGGUAGCUUCCUUGAGGAAUCACUAACGGGAUGUUUGGUGAUCGAAUUCUCUAUCGAAAGAUUAGAGAGGGGGGGGGGGGGGGGGGGUCAGGGGAAGAAGUGCAGGACUUCUGAAUCGUCACUCGAAUAGAUCUGCAUUAACCAUAUUUGUUUAACCAACCUGUGAAGACCCGCUGUUAGAUUGAGUUGAAGAUAAACAGCUAAUUGACAGAGGAUUGUUUGUGUCAACUAAAGCUACUGUUUAUUAUGAUUCACAUUUAUUAUUAGUCCUUUUCAUACGCCACACCGUGCCCCUCCGUUCAGAGUGUUACAGUCUGAUAUUUAGUUUCGGCGAUAGAGGUUAGAUAAAACAUAUGGAAACACACCAAAAAACAAAACAAGUACAUUGUUUAUGAUGAAGCGAAUGUACAUUAUACACCUGUAAUGUACGUGAGUUUAAGUUAUGCGUAAACAGAAAACUAUUAUCACGCAUAUCGAACGCAAAGGUACUAUUAACUUUAAUUUGCGAUUACAGAGCCUCUUCAAUAACAAAACGGGGGUCAAGGUAGGGAGAAAGUGGGGAUCUAAAUAUUGGAGACACCUAUGUAAUGUGAUUUUAACCCAUUCGAACGGCAGUAAGCCUGUAUAGUUUCUUUUAAACAAAUUCAUACAAUAAGUCUGUAUGUACCCUGAACAUUAUAUUACUGGAAGGUUGUACAUUUUUUCUGCUUAUAAUAGGUCGUUAAACUAUCUUGUGCGUUUAAACCUAAAUUGAAAAAGGAACAAUAAAUCAUGAAGUGUCGCCUAUAUUCAAUCGCAACAGGCAUGAUAUAUUUAUAAGAGGAACACCGACCUAAAAGAAAACCGCUUACAGUUCUGAUGUUUGUUAUGAUGGUUUUCACUCGUCUUUGAUUUGUUAAACGUAAGUAGCCUGAUAUGUCUGUAGUGGAAGGUGCCUUGAUAAAACGUUCGUACAUGUUGCUGCAAGACGUUAACUAAACAUUACCUGAUUUUCCUGAUUACAGGUUAAUGUGAUUGUUCGUGACCUACUUAGAGAGCAAAAUGCACAACCAGCGAAACCGGAAUCGUGAGUAUACUAAUCUGAUUCGUAUAAUUUAUCACCCGUAAAAAAAACAACCCCAUGUAUGUUUGCUUGGGUGUUGCUAAAACAUGGAACGGUGAACGGCAGGAAGAGAAAACUUGAUAAUUCGGUCAUAUACUUCACUUUGUGUAUUUGAUUAUAUGUUAAUGAUUUUAUCGUCUAUAUUCCUUAAUAUAGAGUAGCAACCGGUAAACACUGAGGAAGGACAUUCGAAAAUGGGCUCGGGUUAUUCAGAAAUAAAUAAAACGUUUCAGGGUUCCUGAAAUUGUAUAAAACCAACAGUAAUCGGUACAACUUUCAAUGUGAAUAUUGCUUAUACAGGCACGAGUGUACCACUGGCAGGUGCAUUGACGUCGGCAGCAAAAUAAGGGCGGAAGAAUGAAAAUCAGGAAAACAAAACAGAGGGUCUGAGGGUAGCCGUGGGUCCCCAUAGGGUUCACAUCGGUGCCUAGGUGGGUCUGGGUCCCCAAGACAUCUGAAGUUUUAACAUAUGUUUUGUUUGUGGAUGCUUUAAAAAUUCUCGGAAGGUCCUGAAAGGUAGCAUAUGUUUGCCUUGGCUAAGAGAAAUUGAAAUCAUUACUGCGAUUAGGUUUAAACUGCAUGACCUGGUGCAUAAAAGCCAAGGGAGUGGAAGAUGGCUCCUGUGUAUUAGCAAUGUGCAUGUACUGCAUGGUGUCUUUUGCUUUUUAAAAAAAAUAUAUUGCUGACGUUUUCAGUGAUCCUAAUUACCAAAACUGAUUGGCCUGUUUAGGGUCUAAGGACAGGACCCCCAUAGUUAAUAAUGUGAAUCAUGUCACACAAAUAUCAUUCUAGUCUUUCCGUUUUGUACUUCGCUCCGCGUUUUAGCAACACCCUGUUGAGGAGAGUAUGGCGAGAACGUCAUGAAUGUUAAUAGCUAACAGCAUGUCUUGAAUUAAUUUCUUUUUAUUACCUUACAAUAACAAGUUUAAGAGGUUUUCAACGCUUGUGGUCGCCCAAAAUUGGUGCUAAGGACAAACUGACCUCUCAUGAAUAUGUACAUGUGUACAUACAGUAUACCUUGUAGAUUGUGUGCUUGAUGUACCCUCAACAGGGUCAAAAUGUUAUUAAUAGUGCAGGGAUCUAUUUUAACCCGGUCCUUUUCAUCGUUUCGUUUUUCAUUCCCGUAUUGGGCUUUUUUUUUUUUAACCUUGCUAUGUGGGACACGGUGAACAUUCAAUGAAAAUGUUUACACAUUAGAAUCAAAUUGAAAUCAAUCCGCGUGUACCCUUUAAAUUGGAAAAAAAAAUGCGCGCGCCACUACCAGGUGAGGGGUUCCUUAUCGCUAUAUUAUGGAUUUUUUGAGAUGUGGUAUGUUUUCUAGUGUGUUAGAUGUAGACCCUCUGACAAUGUACACUAUAUUCAAAUUUGUGUACAACAAAAAGCUAAUUAGUCAUGUGAACAACGUCAUAUAAUUUCACAUAAUGAGGUUCCCUGUUGAUGUAGUCUUCGACCGCUCCUUGCCAUUAAACCCACGUGUUGCUUGUGUGUAGAAAUUUCGAACUGUACUUGAAAUUUCCAACUGAAUCAUUCGAAAAACAUAACUAAGGAGUUACGUCUGCCGGGGUUGUUUAUAUCUUACAAGGUAAGUUUUUCGUUUUACAUAAUUUCUAUACUACGUCGUCGGUAUAUAGGAAAUAACGCGACCUAACCACUAUACAUGUAUGUGUGUAUUUGGUGGGUAUAAAUCAUUCUAUGUAAAUAAUAUCAUAAGCUUGUCACACUAACUAGUGACCUUCACAGUGAUCUUAUCGCUGACAUGAAGAAGGAAAGUUGAUUUAAUGGUGCACUUACUUAUAUUUGAUUUGAGAUGUGUGGUUAUUCACACUUAAGACUAAUUUAGUGCAGAUGAUUCACAAAGUUCAAUGUUUCUAAUAGCCAUUGAUCAUCCCCCUGAAUAAUUAAUGUUGGGAAUUUAGGAUUAUCUGAAACACGUGUGUGUAAUAGGCACAACCUAUAGAUUACACACCAGUAGUAUUAACAACGAAUCAAUGAAAGCACACCUCUUCAUUAUCCAAAUUAAAGUUUCGAUGAUACAUACAGAAAAGACAGGAAAAGUCAAAAUAUAUGAGUCAACAAAAAACACCAUUAGCUGCAUCUAACAGCACGUCAUUUCUUCUGGUCCUUAAAUGUGCGAGUCAUACAAUGUAUGAAAUGUCAAUCACCAAUAUAUUGAAAUUUAGAGUGGUAAUACAUGUACAUUACAUAAAAGGGAAUGGAUUUCCAACAAAUUGAUGUUCUUUUUAUUAUCUUUUUUUAAUGACUAACUUAUUGUGCUUUGCUGUAUUUUUCAUGCAAAAAUAUCGAACUUCUGCUGAAACAAAACUCAUUAUCUCGAUAAUAACGAAAAUUAACUCAAAAGCGAACAUGUUCUUUAUCGCUCAUUUUGCACACAGUAUAUGCCAAUGCACUGAGACCAUGUGCAUUGUGCAUUUCCCAGAACAUAAUCAAACAGAAAAAUCAAAACGUCUAAAUGCACCGUGUCUUGUACGCAUUUGUUCCUGGUGUUCAAUGGGAUAUCUUUGCAUUUUCAAUGUUUUUGCCUUUGCUAUAUUUACCCAAUGGUAAUGAUAGCCAUUUCCUCAUGAAUGCAAUAUAGUUGUGAACAAUGCGCGUGUGAAUUUUGAUAAUAUAGUCCGCCUAUUUUAACGACUGGAAAUUCUAUUCCGAAAUUGAAGUACAAUAAAGAAUGCAAAUAAAAAAUAAUGAAUUUCAUUUUUGAAAAUACACGAGGGUACAUGGAUGAAUUGCAACGCUUAACGCCGACAUAAUUUUCAUGAAACACUAACGCGAUUAAAUAUCUGUUUAAUUUCGAGUUCAUGUUCUAAAUGCAAAUUUUGAAAAUCCACUUCUUUAGAACGCAUAGCGCUUGAUAAACGAGUUUAGAUUAGGGUGUCUAUCCAUUCAAGCCAACAAAAUCUAUUGGCCGAAACAUAAUCCACUGAAAGCUUUAUUUCUAUUAAGAAAUUUAAUUUCACAAAAUAGAAAUCAACAACCACGAAACUGACACAGUUCGUGUAUGUGACCAAGUGGAUUUAGUGUUUCUUCCAUGUGGUAAAGUAUCUCUCUGAAACAUUCUUUUGUAGAGAAACACAGCAAUUUUAUAUAAUUGAAAUGUCAUCUUUAGGAAAUUGAGUUGUACCUUAAACUAUAUAUCCUUUCUUCGUCAUCAUCUAACGUCAACUCAUCAUUAAAGUACUGUAAUUAAAACCAGAUCCUUUGAUCCGCUCACGUAUUCCGACACACAAAAGCCUGUAUAGAGAGUAUGUGAGUGGAUCUAACAUUUAAUUCUAAUUAGUAUAAGACGAUUCGUACCCAAACUACGCUCUAACCAUCAACACAUGUACAUGAACGUGCGGUUUGAUAACCCGUAUUUUAAGAGGUUAAGAAUGAUACAGAACUUCGUUAAUGAUACUAACAAAAAACUAGCACAUCAAACAUGCUUUGCAGAAUUCACGUUAACCUUGGUAUCUCGUCAAAUUUCCUCAUUUUUUAUCCGAACACAAUCAACACCAAUACGACUCGCACUGCAACAACUGCAACGGAUAUAUCUAAGUUUGGUACUGAUAGCAAACAUAAGGGCAAUUAACACUUUGAAUGCGGAAUUAUUUAGACUUGAUUAUUUUCCGUGUAAUACAGUCCGUGAACAUUGAUAUAGAUAAUUGGGAAUAUCUCUUUAUUCUACAAAAUGAAUAGAUAAUAAAACGAUACCCGUAAUAAACCUUCUCCAUUAUUAACUUUCAUGUUGUUCUCUCGUCAGCCGCUCGAUAGAGCAUCGAUUGUAUGACAUUAGAACCAUUUAUCCAUUUUGCAAUAUCUAUAAAAUCUUAAAUUACUGAUUUUUGUAUAAGCUGAGGAUCGGUGAAAAGCUGCAUCAAAAUAUUCGAUAUUUUGGAAUUUAACCAGCCAAGUAUUGCAAGCCCAAUACAAGGUCCAUCUUAUAUCUAACGUCAUCAAGACCACAGAAUUUAGUGAUUCCUUGUAUUGUAGUAUGUAAUUUCCCCAAAGAAUAUUUCCUGGAAAAAAUGGACCUACGUCAGACUUUCGGUCAUGGGGGAAAAUAUGACUUUAUACAUGCGUAAAGUUUUUACAGUGCAGAAGAUAAGUAUGCUUUUCCACAUGGCGGAAAACCACCCUAGACUAAACCUUUCCCCUUCUCGUUUCGAGAUUUCCAUUGAGCUUGUGUUACUGAACCGAUUUUGGCUUGUCAUAAAAUACUUUUUUUAUUUUGAUAGUAUCGUUUACCAAAUUCCUAAAUAUACGCGAGAAAAUCAUUAUCGCGUGAUGUAGCGAGAAGCAUCACUAGUCCACUAAAAUUACUUGUUUUUACUUUCAUAUUGCUAAAAUACUAUUAAAAACCCUUGAUCAACAUAUUGCUAAAAUACUAUUAAAAACCCUUGAUCAACAGACCACUGGCGAAUUCAUGUUCUCGCCUUCUGACGUCUACGAGUUAUUUCACAAUAUUUAAGUACUAUUUUAAAAUAAGAAGUCUAUAGUAUAAAAUCUUGGACGUACGGAUACACAGAUAGAAAGACGUCGAAAGUAGUCCGUGUUUUCUUAUUUUUCAUAGUCAACAACAGGAGCUUCAGUCUUCAUAAUACAGGAUAAAUAAAGGGGGAAAACCUUGGCUCUUGGGAUCAUCGAACCUGGCACAGCUCAUUUUCCUUAUCAGAUGAAAUUGAUUGUAUAUCAAUAUUAGUCGAGCAAAUUAAUUGAUUACAAAUGCGUCCAAAAAUCCUUAUCAUUGCCAUGUUGUCAAUUUGAUGUUCAGAAGUCAAAGAGAAAAACGAUUUUGAAAAGCACAUUUUCACGAUAUGAGAUUUCACCACAUGAGAUAUAAUAAUCUACCCUGCCCAAGAACCUUUGACCCAGGGGCCAUGAAUUUCACAAUUUUGGCAUCCUUUCUCCUAACGGCUAUUCGUGCAGUUUGUUUGAUAUCUUUCGGUAAAUAAAAAAAGUCACAGAUUAAAAGAUUACAUAAUCUUUUGUAAGAUGUUGACCUCAUCCCUCAGAUCUAGGUGGUUCAAUGACCGUGGUAAUCACAAUUAAGAAAAAUCGAUAGUGUUCAUUAGUGAACGGAAAACUAGGUCACCCGAAUGCAUAACACUUACAGUUUACAAAACAUGUUCUAUAUCUUGAAAUCUUUUGGCAUUUAUUUUUUAAUUGAAAUAACAUAAGAAUUAAUCAAAUGUAUUUGCAUUUUGGGAAAAGAUAAACAUUUUGAUAUAUGAUAUUCCUUACAAUUCUAGCAUACUGUCUGGUUAUUUGAAAAUUAGUCUAGACCUACAACUGACAUUAGUGGAAUCGGAACCAGAAACGCUAAUUUUCCCAGUUACGUACCAAAAUAACAACACUAGUGAUUCAUUUUGUAAACAGGCUUGCAUUACAUUGAGUAGUCUACAUCUAGUAAUUAACUUAAGUUUUAAUCCUCUUUCGUUUUGCUUAUUUAUUUAUGGAAUUUCAAGUAUCAUACAGACAUUUCACCAGGUGAAGGUGCCCUGCAGCAAAUCCAGACCUAUGCAUGACGCCCAGGGAUGCAUGACGCCCAGGGCCGUCGCAAUGAGGGAAAUUCAGACCUAUGCAUGACGCCCAGGACCGUUGCAAUGAGGGAAAUUCAGACCUGUGCAUGACGCCCAGGGAUGCAUGACGCCCAGGGCUGUCGCAUUGAGGGAAAUUCAGACCUAUGCAUGACGCCCAGGACCGUCGCAAUGAGGGAAAUUCAGACCUAUGCAUGACGCCCAGGGCCGUCGCAAUGAGGGAAAUUCAGACCUAUGCAUGACGCCCAGGACCGUCGCAAUGAAGGUUCUAUAACGUGUACACCCCUGUAGCAACAUGUGUCCUCGGUUUUAAACGUCUCAAUUAAAAGACCGGACACGGUUUGAGGUACAUGUACCUUUACCAGUGGUGCUCGAACCCACGACCCUUCAUCACGAGGCAAACCACUGAGUUUCCUGACCCCAAUUGUAACUAAUUUGUAGCGAAUCGAUGUCACGUGAUAACGGUGUCUCCGUACACGAUCUUCGUACGAAUAAUCAUUCUUGCAUACGGCGCAUCAGCGAUGAAAAUCGAGAAAGCAUUGUUUGAUCCUUGACUGAUCGAAACUUCAUAGAGCACAGGUGCUUAGAUGAUGGCUGUGUAUAAUAUUUCAGUUAAUUCAUAUGUUUGUAGGAUUAGUACCGUGUUAAUAUCGGUGUCAGUACUCCAGCAUGUUACUACACAAUACAUGAUGGUCACCAGGGGGGUGUUGGGGUGUUCUAGUGAUAGAUGCGGUUAUAUACGUAUAUCUAUGGCUUACAAAGACUGCUGAGCAUAUCACUGAUUGAAUUCUACUACCAUUAUAUUAAACCGGCCAUACAAAUUAAAGAUUUUUCUAACGCGCUUCCUGAAGUACGACAACAUACAGCGUCGCAGUUCAGGGAAGUGUUGCAGUUCAUAUCCUCAUGUUUUUUCGUAUAUUUAAAACUGAAUAUUUAUCCACGCGCUUCAUGAAAAGUAUGCCCGCGUGAAGCGUUGCAGUUCAUAUACUUAUGUAUUUUCAAAAAUGAAAUUUAUUUUUAAAUAUAUAUAUAGCUAUUUGAGAUUUCCUUUAAGAGAACAGACCAAUCUAAUGGCAGCUGUUCGCAAAUGCAGAAGAUUUACUAAGUCAUCAAAAGGCGAUUACGAUUACAUCAUCUACAUGUAGCAAACAAAAAUUUGACAUAUGAUGUAAUGACUAAAAACCCCAUCAACAGACCACCAUUCAACAGGCAUCUGGUGAUAAAAGCGCGUACAGUCUGGUUUGACGCUGAAAGUCACCUAUAUAUGCAUUUCAAGGAAAUGCGGGAUCACACAAACGUUUAAAACAGGCGUAUGUUUCUUCAUCAAUUUUCAUUGAAAUCGAUGUAAGAAUCCUGCAGAGGAGGAUUUACUGAUGAAAAGGCCUCGUCUAAUUUUGUUCUCGAAUGUUACAUCUUUAAUGAAUAUAUUACAAGUAGAAGUUGUAGUACAUAUUUUAAAACAAUAAUAGAUUUAUGAAAUAUUGAACAAAAUAUCUGCAGGCUCUUACAGUAAAAAUUAUUUAUAUUUCAUAUAUUCACGUAUAUGGAUGGAUACUGGAUAGAUCGAUGGAUUUGGCUGGACUGCUACUUAAUAAGACCACAAGGAAGCUUACGCCUUCGUUAUUAUUGCAACACAUGUAAACGCUUCAUGGCUACUUGGUAUUGGCGAGCUGGUACAUGAAGGUUGCCAAAAGCCGCAAAGUGCGAAUUGUGUAUUCAAUCAGGGUGACUCUUCGUUCAGGAAAAAACUGGGAAUUAUUCUGAAGAAACACACAGGUCUGUGAUUGUGGAUGGAUUUAUCUACCGUGUACAAUGAGAUUGACGAUAUACUACGGGAAGACAUAAUGAAUGGAACGGUCAACUUCAAAAGUCGUGAUGAACAAAAUCAAGACGCCGCCUAUCAGCGCAUGCCCACUGUGAUCUUCCUCGGGCUUCUAAUUUUUGUAGGAGUGGUUGGAAAUAUCAUAGUGCUAGUAGUGUACACUCUGAAAUACCCCUCCACAACCUUUAAAUUCUACAUCCUGGCUUUAGCCGUUAUAGAUCUCUUAACAUGCUGCAUCAGCAUGCCGUUUGAAAUUGCUGACAAUGUACUUCCAUUUAUGUUUUUUAAUGAAACAGUGUGCCAGGUGGGACGCUUCCUUGGAAAUGUGUUUAAAAUUGCCGCCGCAUUUAUCAUCGUCGUCAUGGCAAUAGGCCGAUACAAGAAGAUAUGUCAUCCUUUCAGCAGGAGUACGACAAUUUCACAAGCUCGUUUCGCCUUCAUUGCGUCCAUAGUUUUAGCAUGUGUUUUUUCAUGGCCGACGCUGUUCAUCCAGGGGAUUAGAGAACGUAAACUUAACUUCAAUAUAACCGGUUACGACUGCACCAUCAACUCAGACAUAGCGCAUACAAACUACCCAUUUGUAUUCUCUACAGUGUUAUUUACGGUGUACGCCAUUGUGUUCCUAGCACUAGCGAUUCUGUACAGCUUAGUAAUCUACACUCUCAACAAGCACGCCAAAGAACAAGAGCAAUUCGAGUUCAAUGAUAACAUUCGGAAAUCCAACCCAAGGAUAACAAAAAUGAUGAUUGCAAUAACAGUGGGUUUUAUCGUCUGCUACAUCCCCAAUUGCAUUCUUGACGCAAUAUCUACAUUCAAACAUGGGUACGUAGCGCCCCCUAGUCCCAUUGUCCUAGCGACUCUACCAUUAAUAGCGAGGACUUUUUUCAUCAAUAACGUCAUCAAUCCAUUCAUCUACUUGUUCGGAGAUCCCAAAUUUAGAAACAUUAUUAAACAGUGUACGAGGUGGUUAUUUUAUACCAUUUGCAGACCGGGACAGAAAAGGCUGAAGGACUUUACUGUGGCUGAGACGAUGCACCUCACGGACGUGAAACAUACAACUUCACAUUCAUAAUUCACAACUCAACACAAGGAGAAGUCCCAUCUGUGCAAUCACUAUCAUUUUCUAUAUUCAACCGUAUGUGAGGCAUCAACUUUUUGAUGAAAGAUAUGGGCAUUGUGUGAUUAAUUAGUAACUGUAAACUACAAAGUAUUUUCUUUGAAUUUCCCCCAAACAUUUGUGAUAUCUAGAUUUAAUGACAACACAUGCAGAUAGUGGGAAACACGAUAUUUGGCAUAUUUUCACUGAUUCACUACGAAAAAAUUGAAAAAUGGAGACAACAUAUCACUACGGGCCUGCUCAUGACAAUUAAGUACAGAUCAUUAUAUAGAAUUUCAAGAAAUGAAUCCUCAAAAUUUACUUUAGUAAAAGCAAUCGAUGCAAAGUUUGCAGUAUUGACCAAAAGAUAAGACCGUCGCAAUCACCCUCCAAUACUUGAUUUUUAAAAAAACCGCCGUGAAGUUUGAAAAACCGGACUGUGGGGUCCUAAUUUUCAAUUAUCAUUGAAAUGUUGCUUAAUGGAGUAUACUCAUCCGGUAGGCGAGCUGGACUUACAUGUACUACCACCGGAUCUUUAACAUCAUCAAUAAUUUAUCAACAAUAAUCCAAACAGUAAAUCCGCCAUUGUUGACAAUAAAGCCUGUACUUAAAUCAUGGAUUGUGCAUAAAACUAUUACGUUAUAUAUAUUUAUCUUGGAUCAAAAUGCCAUCUGUGACACAACUAUCUCUUAAAUAGAGAUAACCAAAGGCUACAAAUAACUAUAAAAACUGCUUUGGGAAAUUCCGACCGAACAGACCUGUCUGUUACACGCCAACGGAAAUUUCGCGCUUUAAUUCUGCGUAAUUGGGUUAGGUUAUCGAAAGGAGACUUUCGCGGACGAUUACCAGUAUGUCCAGGGGUUCGUGUUUGCCUUAUUCAUUAUUUUGUAUUGGAAUUACGAGAACGAUCACUUUCGUUAUCUUCACAUUUUCUUGAUUACAGAUAUUGUAACGAAUCGUGAGAACUACCAUUCUCAAGAGACAAAAUCUUACUAAGUUACUUAAAACUAUACGACUGUGAAAUAAAACCUUCUCUACAGUAUUUGAUAACAAAACCUUCUCUACAGUAUUUCAUAAUAUAGACGUAUUUACAGUGUUUAAGUACACGAUCCUGACUGUUCCAAAUAACUGCGCGUCCUAACUCUUCAGGACACCGACAUGUAGCUAAUCCAUGUGGACCCACUCAUUGUUUGGAAAUCUCUAAACAAUCUCAAGUGGAUCAUUGCUUAAUUUCAGCGGAGUCUUCAGGUUCCUCUUAACACGUUAGUGCUGCCCAGACAUACCUCACAAAGGAGAGAGAGAGAGAGAGAGAGAAAUAUGAAACCAAAAAAUCCAGUCUUUAUAUACAUGUACUUAAUUAUAUGUGCAAACAUGUACCAGUCAAUCUUGAUACUGUUUUAAUAUUAACGUCUACAACUGUGAAUUGUGUCUAGUAUUCAAUAUUGUUUUAUGAUAUUUUAAUCCUAAGACAGUUGUUUCUUUUACAUUGAAGCAUUGUAUAAGUAUUAUAUGCGUGGUACAAAAUGUUUCUACAUCCUUCUUAAAAAGUUCUUUUUUACUUAAGUGUAUAAUUAUAAUAAAAGUAUAUUGUUGUGAUGUCAUUAACGCUGUUAUUGUGCAAAGUAUAAAAUUGGUCUCUACCAGUA